AGUGGGUUUGAAAUUUCAGGAAGGAUGCAGUUUUGCGGUGAAACUGUAAAUGGCUCCUGCAUAAAGAGCAGCUGGUCAAGCAAUAUCCGUAUUUCCAUGUAUAUCUUCAUGAUGUGCAUCAUCCUGGCCACGUUGGCUGGAAAUCUGACAGUUAUCAUCUCAAUAGCACACUUCAAGCAGCUCCAUACGCCUACAAAUUUCUUGAUCCUUUCCAUGGCCACUGUUGACUUUUUGUUGGGGUGCUUCAUCAUGCCUUACAGCAUGGUGAGGUCUGUGGAGAACUGCUGGUACCUUGGAGAACUCUUCUGCAAAAUCCACACUAGCACAGACAUUAUGCUGAGCACAGCCUCCAUUUUCCAUCUUUCCUUCAUUUCUGUUGAUCGCUACUAUGCCGUGUGUGACCCACUGAGAUACAAAUCUAAGAUAAAUACGUGCAUCAUAGUGGUCAUGAUUGUCAUAUGUUGGACCAUCCCUGCUAUUUUUGCCUUUGGGAUGAUCUUUCUGGAGCUAAACUUAAAAGGAGCAGAAGAGAUUUUCUAUAAUCAUAUCCACUGUGUGGGAGGCUGCUUUGUCUUCUUUAGUGAAACUUCAGGUGUGGUGGCCUCCAUGAUUUCCUUCUAUAUCCCUGGAUUUGUUAUGUUGUGCAUCUAUGGGAAAAUAUACGCUAUAGCCAAGAGGCAGGCAAGAUCCAUUAGAGAUGCAGCUAGCCAAACGCAGAUCAGAUUUGAAAUGAAGUACCACAUUUCACCAAGUAGAGAAAGGAAAGCUGCAAAGACAUUAGGCAUAGUGAUAGGUGUUUUUCUCAUAUGUUGGUCUCCAUUUUUCUUCUGUACUGUCAUUGACCCCUUUAUGAACUACUCAACACCACCUAUUCUUAUUGAUGCAUUGGUGUGGUUUGGUUACCUGAAUUCUACAUUUAACCCAUUAGUGUAUGCAUUUUUUUACAUGUGGUUUCGCAGAGCAUUAAAACUGAUUCUGUUUGGGAAAGUUUUCAGACAGGACUCUUCCAGGACUCAAUUAUAUUUAGAAUAA
This is a messenger RNA of Gopherus flavomarginatus (Mexican gopher tortoise), 1032 nucleotides long. RefSeq names its product trace amine associated receptor 1 (gene TAAR1). Bases 25 to 1032 code for a protein of 335 amino acids. The transcript has a single exon. Gene Ontology annotation, cellular component: membrane. Gene Ontology annotation, biological process: G protein-coupled receptor signaling pathway. The record is from RefSeq and is a predicted model, not a curated record. Gene Ontology annotation, molecular function: trace-amine receptor activity. NCBI's taxonomy places the organism in Eukaryota, Metazoa, Chordata, Testudines, Testudinidae.